AUCGAGGAUACAUAUAGAGAUUCUUCAAUAUUGUUUGCAAGUACUUAUUUGUCCUUCAAAUUCUGUGGUUCUCAAGUAAACAAAUCACUCAAAAUUCACCACAAUUGACAACUUUACCCUCACCCCAUGAAAGCCUAUAAAAACACCACCAUUUCCAUUUCAUUUGCCACCAUCAAUCUAUAUUUCUCUCUAAUUUCAAUAAAAUAAAAAAUAGCAAAAUAAAUAUUGACCAAUGGCAUCAAGCUCGGCGAAUCGUGACUCGGGAAGAAAAUGGACCGCGAAGGAGAACAAAGACUUCGAGGAGGCAUUGGCCGAAUUCGACAAAGACACACCCGAGCGGUGGUCAAACGUUGCUCGAGCAGUCGGUACUCGAACGGUGGAGGAAGUUAAGAAACACUACGAAGUUCUCCUCGAAGAUCUUAAUAAAAUCGAGAGUGGUAAGGUACCCUUGCCCAAUUACAAGACCACUUGUGGAAGUUCUUAAAUUCUCGUGGUCGUAACACUAAAGGAUGAAAACCAGAAGCUGCGCUGAUUAAUUAAGUACUAUAAAAAUAAUUAAUUAUGAAUUUUUAGUCAUAAGAUAAAUAGUUAUUAAAUUAUGUGUUUGAGAAUCACAUGUAUAAGUAGUGGUUCUUAAUCAAAUUAUAUUGGCCAGGUUGCAUUAGUAUAUUAUAUAUCUAUGUUGGAAGUUUUAAAUUUA
This is a messenger RNA of Erythranthe guttata (spotted monkey flower), 700 nucleotides long. Lineage: Eukaryota; Viridiplantae; Streptophyta; Magnoliopsida; Lamiales; Phrymaceae. The record is from RefSeq and is a predicted model, not a curated record.